Messenger RNA from Motacilla alba alba, 6989 nucleotides. RefSeq names its product RNA binding motif protein 33 (gene RBM33). The coding region runs from base 239 to 3823 and encodes 1194 amino acids. Gene Ontology annotation, molecular function: RNA binding. The record is from RefSeq and is a predicted model, not a curated record. Lineage: Eukaryota; Metazoa; Chordata; Aves; Passeriformes; Motacillidae. The transcript is spliced from 19 exons.
GGGAGGGCCCGAGGUCCGCCGCCGUCCCAGGAUGCAGCGCGGCGGCGGCGGUGGCGGCCGCCAUGUCGUGCUAGUUUGUUGUUCUCCGGCGGCGGGAGCGGGGCCCGCCGGGCGCUGAAUCCGAGCCCUUCCCGGCCCCUUGCCCGCGUCCUUCGCCGCGGCACCGGCACCCGCCGCUCCGGCGGGCGGCACCGCGGCGCUGCCGCGACCCGCCGCCGCCUGGGCCGGGCGAAGAGCCAUGGCUGCCGCGCUGGGAGGAGGCGCAGAUGAUGACUUUGAUCAGUUUGAUAAGCCUGGUGCAGAAAGGUCUUGGAGAAGAAGAGCUGGAGAUGACGACUGGGACAGUGAACUUGAUGAUGACUUGCUUGGAGAGGAUUUGCUAACUGGAAAAAAGAAUCAGUCAGACUUGUCAGAUGAAGAGCUGAAUGAUGAUCUUCUGCAAAGUGACAAUGAAGAGGAACAAGAAUUUCGCUCUCCAGGUGUCACAGUGAGCCUCAAUGCCACAUCUGGCAUCCUGACGUCGUACGAGCUCUCCGAGUCCAUCAACGAUCCCUCGCUGGAACAUGAGUCUGAGUAUGACCAAGGGGAAGAUGAAAUUGGUUAUGACAAAUCUGAAGCACCUGAAGAAUAUGCCUCAGAGUAUGCAGAGGAAGGACAUUAUGAAGGCAAUGAUCCUGAACUGACAGAAGACCAGAUAGAAUAUGGGGAAGAGCCUGGAGAAGAAGAUGAAGUGCUAGACCUUGAAAUCAAUGAACCCCUAGAUGAAUUUCCAGAUGAAGAUUACAUGCAAUCAUAUAAUGAGCAAGCAAUGGAAGAACAAGGAGAGUAUGCAGCUGAUGAGGAGCUGGGAGAGUCCCAGGCAAUAGCUAAUGAAUCAGAAGAGGCAGCUAUUGGGUCUCUGGAACUUCAAGAAGAAACAAAAGAAGAGUCUGAUGAGGAGGAGGAUGAUGAUGAAGAGUCUGGACGAUUACGUUUCAAAACCGAAAGGAAAGAAGGAACGAUCAUCAGGCUCUCAGAUGUGACAAGAGAAAGGAGAAACAUUCCAGAAACUUUGGAGCUUUCUGCAGAAGCCCAAGCAGCACUACGGGAAUUUGAAGAGAGGGAAAGGCAGCUUAAGCAGGGGCGAUACGGCUCCAGGAGAGGAGGCAGAAGAGGAGGCUCCAUUAUGUGCCAUGGAAUGGGAGAACAAAGGAGAGACAAUAAUGAUAGGGGAAGAAUGAAGGAUCACAGGCCUGCACUGCUGCCAAACCAGCCAUCAAUGACUCACUCACAGAGGUUAAUUCCAACACACCAGCAACCUGUUAUGAGUCUGUUCCAGCAGCAACAGCAGCAGCAACAACAACAACAGCAGCAACUGCAGCAGCAACAACAGCAGCAGCAGCAACAGUUACAAUUUCUGCUUCCUUUACAGCAUCAGCAUCAUUCUUCUCCUCCUCCAGGGCUACAUAUGCCCCCUCAGAUAGAAACACCUCGAAUAAUGAUGACUCCCCCUCCAGUGACCCCUCAGCAGCCGAAGAACAUCCACAUCAACCCGCAUUUCAAGGGGACGGUAGUGACGCCUGUACAAGUGCCCUUGCUGCCAGUUCCCGCCCAGCCAAGACCUGCUGUGGGACCCCAGAGAUUUCCUGGCCCUCCAGACUUCCAGCAGCAUACACCUGGACCAGUUCCUACCAACUUCUCCCAAGCCCCAAGGCUGCCAAUCCAGGACCAGUGGAGAGGGCCACCCCCACCACCUCCACCACUCCCUCCUCCACCUCCUCAGGACAGAGAUCCUUUCUUCUUAGCAGAUCCGAGGUUCCCGGGUCAUCCCUUGUUUGAGCAGCGCAGUCCCCCACCGCCACCGCCUCCCCCGCUUCUGAACAGCGCCCAUCCCGUUCCUACGCAGAGCCCGAUGCCGUUCAGCCCGCCCGGGCCCGCCUUUAACCAGCAGGGACAGCAGCCGGUGUAUCCCCGGGAGCGGCCGGUGCGGCCCGGCAUGCAGCCGCAGGGCCCGGUGGGGAUCCUGCACUUCAACCAGCCGGGCUCCGCCACCCCGCGGCCCUUCAUCCCCCCGCGGCAGCAGUUCCUGCAGGCGCCGGGACAGCCCUUCCUGUCCCCGCACACGCAGCCCAGCAUGCAGGGUCCCAUGCAUCCUCCAUUACAGCCUCAGCCACAACCUCAGCCUCAUCAGCAGCAUCACCAGCAGCAACAGCAGCACCAUCACCAGCAGCAGCAGCAGCAUCACCAUCUCCAAGGGCCUCCACAGCCCUUGAUGCCCAUGAACCAGCCACAGUUCAGGCCUCACAUGCAAGCCACACAGCAGCAGCCAAAUAACAACAGGAUGCAGUGUCAACCACGACAGGGUCCAAUGAAGCCAAGGCAUAGUACCCCAUCACAGAAUAUUGUCAAGCGUUCCAGUCAGCAGCUGCAGCCGGCCGCUCCCAGGAACAGCAACCUGCGUGAGCUGCCGAUCGCGCCGUCGCACGCCAUGGACACGGGCAUGGGCAGCGCCCGCCGCAGCUCCGCCCCGGCCGCGCAGGUCAAACCCCUCUCCAGCGCCCUGCCUGCCACCAAGCCUGGCGCUGCUGCUGCUGCCAACUCCCAGGGAAGGCCUGAGAUGAAAGCUAAAGCUGUCACUCCAGCGGGCCAGGCAAAGUCAGAAGGAAAAUGUGAACCAGAGUACCCAGAGGAAGAUGAAGAAACUCGGUUGUACCGUUUGAAGAUAGAAGAGCAGAAGCGCCUGAGAGAGGAGAUCCUGAAGCAGAAGGAGCUGAGACGGCAGCAGCAGGCUGGGGCCAGGAAGAGAGAGUUGCUGGAGAGACUUGCCCAGCAGCAGCAGCAGCAGCCUUGCUCCCAGCAGUCCUACAUGCAGCACGACGAGGACUCCUCCGAGUUCCCCACCAACGGCAGCCCCUACAUCCCCCACUCCGGCUUGCAGACCCGGCACAACGUGAAAAGCAGACUCCUUGUUAGAAAGCAAGACGCGGUAGCCACAAACAUCCACCCCAAACCCACAGAUUUCCCCCAGGGCGCGGGGGACGGGCAGUACCAAGGACAGCAGAUGAAGCCAGUGAAGCAGCUGAGGCAAACUAGAACGAUCCCUGCGAGUCAGCCUCAGGCAGCCCAGAAAGUGUUACAGAGCAAAGCUGCGGCGGCGCUGCCCACGGCGCAGGCGGCGCGAGUGGCCUCGGUCCCCGCCAGGCCCCAGGAGCAGAAGGCGGGGGUGAAAAGGACUGUGAUGCAGCGCACAAACAGUGCUAGUGAUGGGCCCCAUGGCGGCAGCAAAGUCAGGGUGAUUAAGUUGUCAGGAGGGCAGGGGGGAGAGGAUGCUGGCUUUUUUCACCCAGAGGGCCAACCCCAGCGGCCUCAGCAACCCCCGGAGCCGAAACAGCAGCCAGUGCGGAAGGUCACAUUGACAAAGGGAAUGCAGCAGCUCCAACAGCAGCAGCAGGCACAGAUCCAUUCACCAGCUCCUCAAGGAGUCAAAAACAUCCAGGGAAUCCAUCAGCCUAAAAAGGUCAUUAUGCACGGCAGAGGCAGAGGAGUAGCAGGCCAGAUGGGCCGAGGACGCUUGAUGCCAAAUAAACAGAACCUGCGAGUGGUGGAGUGCAAACCUCAGCCCUGUAUUGUGUCAGUUGAAGGGCUUUCUUCAUCAACUACUGAUGUCCAACUGAAAAACCUGCUGAUGUCAGUGGGACCCAUUCAGAGUUUACAGAUGCUUCCUCAGCAACGGAAAGCCAUAGCAAAGUUCAAGGAGCCAGCACAUGCUUUAGCAUUUCAACAGAAAUUCCACAGGCACAUGAUAGAUCUGUCCCACAUCAACGUGGCACUGAUUGUGGAGUGAUGUCUGCAGAGAAGCCCCUGCACCAGCCUCAGUGUACUGUGGAGCUACAGACUCACAGAGGAAAAUCCAUCGGGUUGGGAACCCUGUCAGCUCAGUCUGUAACUGCUCUGUUGAACUCCAGAAAGCACCAAGGUGACCUAUAGGAGAGGUGAAUUCGAGAGGAUCUGCAAAGGUGGAAUUUCUGUUCAGUUUCUUCACAUUCUGUUGUAACCACAUGGAACUAUAGAGGGUUUUUUUUUUCCAAAAUGCUUUUGAUGCAUGUAGACACUGUUCUCCAGGAUCCUACUGUGUGACCACAGUGACUUGAGAGAGAACAGUUACAGCGAAACAUUUGAAAAACUUUCAAAGAAUAGCAAAGAAUAUUUGAUAAUGGUUGCUCUUAUCUUCAGUGCAAGGUAUUUGAAUGAAAACUCAUUUUUCUAAACAAAUUAGUUGCAUUGUAUACCUGAGAGCACAGAAGGUAUUCUUGCAUAGAUUUGAACAUGGUCUGCUUCGCUGAAUAGCAGUUUGCUGAGAAGCUUUGGAGGUGACACUGGAAAAUUGUAGUUUUGAUCUUUGUAAAUAAGUCUGUGCAUUUUUCUAUUCCAACAUAGACUUCCAUUUUCUCUUUCCAACUCCACUUAAUUCCAUAAAACCCUGUGUAGAAGGAAUAACACUGCUGUAUUUUCCCUUGGUUUUUAAAAACAAGGAUCUUCGCCCUUCAGUAGCAUCGUGGGGUAGUGAACUCCGAGUUGUAAUUAGGUUGUUUUAAAUAACUCUACCAGAUGCAAGGAAAAAGAAGUAUUUGGUGGGUCACUUCAAAAAUGUUAUGCAGGAAGAGUGGUGCAUUCCUGAUAGUUCUUCUGGCCUAGUGUUUCAUGGUUGCCUCAUGCGUUAUUUUGAUCAGGUUUUUUGCUUUGAGAUUUAUUUUGUGGUUAAUGCUGAACCCGUAACUGAAGGGACUUCUUUUGAUGUGGUGUUCCUGGUACAUAAAGGACUAUAAGGACAUUGUGAAUCUCCUGAUAAAUGUGUCAGUUCCCAAAAAUGCCAUGAAAACAUUAAGGAGCCUUAUAUUUUAUUCAAAGUAAAAUUCAUAAUAUUUCCUUUUGGUUAGAGCCAUCCAGGCGGGGUUGCCAAAGUAGCAAUUUUUUCAGUUACUUCUGAAUAAACUUAUUAAAAUGUCAUCUUUAUAUUGGAUUCCAGUUUUUAUGAACAUUUCCUUAGUUUUCAGACCAUGAUGUUUUGCUUCAUGCUUUAUUUUAGGAAUACUCUUAAGCACUCCACCUACUUUUUGAAGGGGGGGACUUGCAGAAAUGUAGGUUUGUUACCUGAGUGACUGCAGAAGAACACUAUGGGUAUGAAAUAAAAGAGCAAAUGGGGUCCAAAAUAGGCAUGCCAAGCUAGAAGGGAUCAGCUAAGCAAAUUUAUAGUACUUUUUUUAAUAGUAUCUUCUUUUUUUGAUGAUUUAAUGGCACAGAUACCUAAUUGGCUUUCUUCCACUUUUGGUCCAGAUUUUCAAUUAAGUAAAAGUUACCAAAAAUAAUGAGGGAAUAAGUACUGUUUAAAAGUCUUCUAGGUAGACCUUUUCUCUGUUCAUUGAAAUAAUGUAGAAUAACAUGCUGCUUAUAAAAUAUUCUUUAAAUCUAUUUAAAACUUAGUGACAAGACACAGUAACAGAAUGAGAAUCUUUUCAUGGAGGCAGGGUUUACUCCCACCUGUAUAAUUCAUGAAUAAUCUUUAAUGGCAGCCACAGUUGCUGUACAUGAAGUGCUGUUAGUGCUUCAGGGUAGAGCCAAGCCCAGGACAGAGCUGCAGGUAGGAAGUGCCCAGUGGGACCAACCCCAAAGACCUGCAGAGUGAUCAGCCCCAGGCUGUUUAACUCCUCACACCAUUAGCUCUGGGACCCCUACACUGCCUCCUCAGGUUAUGUCACUUUUAUUUUUAAGAAAUAACUGCUGAUCUUUAAAGCAAGGCAUUAAACAGUUGCUGAUCCCACUGUUAGGGAGCAGCUUCUCUGCAGCGAGCAGGACAAGGAGACAUCUCGGAGCGGAGUUACAGUAGUGCGUGUCUGGAAAUCUGGGAUAGAUGCAAACUCCAGACAGGCCAGCAGCUGAGUUCAGCAGUAGGAACAUCUGCAGUUGAUCAGCUGUCCUGUCAGAAGCAAACAUUAUUGGGGUUAGAGGGUUUCUUGGAGCCUAAGAAUAUGGGUUUGAUUCAAAAGUCAAAGAAGUUUGUAGAAACGCUCCUGCUUUGGGUUUUGAAUCCAUCCCAAAGAGCCUGAGGUUCAGCCAACUUAAGUUUUAAAAAUUUUUAUUCAGUUGGGUUUUUUAAUAUGCACUUUUUUUUUUGAGACAAAUGUGUGGCUUUGGAAUAAAGACACAGAAUGGCCUCAUAUCUAUUUAAAUGAAGGAGUGACGUGAGCAAUGCCUGUUUAACGAGUAGAUGCAUCCUCUUUAACAGCAGUUGCAGGAGAUUUAUGCUUGUGCAUAGACAGGGUAUGGGUGGAUUGCUGGGGAUUAAUUCAGCUGCUUACUGCAGUACCUGGGUACCUUCCUCCAUGUAAACCUACCAUAUGUAUGUAUGUCUAUAUUUAUUUUAUUAUACACAUACAUACAUACACCCUGUGUUGUCACCAUAUCUCUCUAAUGUCCUAAAAAGCUCAGUAGCAAAAGUAGCAAUUAGGUGAGUCAUUUUUAAAAUGUUUGUGUUCUCCUACUUCUCAAAUCAUAACUUAAAAGUGGAUCUCUUGGCAUUGAUUGGUUUGGGUGAUACAGCUCCUUUAGGUCCAUUUGCUGUCUCCUCCCAAAAACACCCAAAGGAAAUAGAGGUAGAGCUAGACAGACGUGUUCUUGAUGUGUUCUCUUCCAGCACAGAGUUAAAUCUGAGCAUUUUAAGUUAAUUUUCUUGGAAGAUCUGUUGCAACCAUUAUCUUGUUCUUUCUUUGUAGUGAAUUCACAAUACGAUGCAAAAUGGAAAAAAAAAGAGAAGGCAUUUAAUGUAGUAUGUAAAUAUUGACCUUUUAAAAUUAAAAUGCUACUCAGAGUGCUUACAGUCAACCACAUCUUAGCUAUUUGUUAGUUUUUUGUGUUGUCUUAUCUAAAUUUAAAUGGAUAUGGUUCCAUAAAUGUUGAUGUGUUUUUGUGUAUAUCUUCAAAUUUUUAUAAAGAUGCUAGUAAGUCAAUACAUA